AUGCUUUUUAAUCCGCUCGUCCUACUCCCCUUCCUCCCUCUCUUCCUAGCGGCACCGUCGCCUGUGGCGUAUAAUCCCUUUCCCCCGCCCAAUCUCGACGUCAUUCCGCAGGCUCACCUCUAUCAUGGUCGUGCAUCAUUCAGCCCCGAGCUGCUCACGGCAUACCGCACCGCCGAGAACCUGGGUACGAGCCCGGCGCAACGGUUCGUGGAGGGAGGGAAGCACUACAAGCGGGGAGCGAGUAAUUUGCAGCUGAGGGGAGUGGGACAAGGGCGGAAGAGCAAGGUCAGGGUGGUCAAGCGAGCAGCAACGACCUGUCGGCCCAUCACGACCUCGUCGGUCUCGGCCACCAUCACUCCCACAUCCACCGCCAGGCCCACCACGAAAUACGCUACGGUGGAUGCUCCGAGCCGAAGCAAGACGUCCAGUCUGCCUUCGGAGACUUCCGUUGCUCCAUCUGAGAGCUCUGCUAUCAGCUCUUCCAUGGCAUCAUCGAGCUCUGCCGUGCCAAGCCCCAGCUCCAGCACCUCGAUCGCUGCCAGCUCCUCUUCGUCGCCAUCGCCCUCCCCAUCUCCCACACCCUCACCAUCCCCAUCUCCAUCGCCUUCCCCUUCCCCCUCGCCCUCUCCCUCCCCGUCACCCUCUCCCUCUCCACCAAAGCGCAUCACCAACGACCCAAGCGGGACGGACGGACCUUUCUCUGGAUGGGGAACGUGGUACGAUGUGGGCCUGGGCGCUUGCGGCAAGUGGGACACUCCGGAUCAACCCAUCGUCGCUAUAGCUGCCGAAUUGAUGGACAACUGGCCGGGAUACGACGGCCGGAACCCCAACAACCACCCCAUGUGCGGCAAGCACCUCAAAAUCACCUGGGGCGGCAAGUCCACCAUCGCGCGCGUAGCCGACCGCUGCCCCGGCUGCGCCGUCCGCUCACUCGACAUGUCCAAGGGGCUAUUCGAGUCCUUUGCGACCCUGGACGUCGGGCUGUUGGGGAUGGACAGCUAUACCGGCAACAUCACCUGGAGCUGGGUGGAGGGUCAAGGGGCUCUGCCGAGCUUGCCUUUUACUCCAUGA
Molecule: messenger RNA, 1071 nt
Organism: Dioszegia hungarica
Lineage: Eukaryota; Fungi; Basidiomycota; Tremellomycetes; Tremellales; Bulleribasidiaceae
Exons: 4
Coding region: 1-1071 (356 amino acids)
Source: RefSeq, a predicted model, not a curated record